Molecule: messenger RNA, 987 nt
Organism: Arabidopsis arenosa
Lineage: Eukaryota; Viridiplantae; Streptophyta; Magnoliopsida; Brassicales; Brassicaceae
Source: the annotation of a GenBank genome assembly
CCUGCUUUCAAUUGCCUGUCUCAAUCUGCAAGAGAAUCCAGUCAGCACUGACUAGGUUCUGGUGGGACUCUAAGGCGGAUAAAAAAGGCAUGUGUUGGGUGGCAUGGGACAAGCUCACCAAGUCUAAGCAUGAUGGAGGCUUAGGGCUGAGAGACCUGAGGAAUUUUAAUGCCGCUUUGCUUGAAUCUCUGUCUAAAGCGAUCACGGAUGCAAAGGAUUGGCUCUCAGCUCAAUCUAAGAAGUUGCCUCCUGUAUCGAGCUCCGCGACUGCUCACUCACGGAUGAACGGCUCUACUUUGAGUAUCUCUGGUAUGUCUUGUAGAUCAGACGGGGCAUGGCGCAAGGAUCUUCAAGCUGCGGGUUUAGGCUGGACAUCCUCAGUCCCACCAGGAAUCACCUCUCAUCAUUCUGCACUUUGCGAGAAUGUCUCUUCACCUCUUAUGGCAGAAAGCUUGGCCUGUAGAGCUGCAAUUAUGGAUGCAAUUGAUUCAGGAGCUACUCAUCUACUUCUAGAAUCCGAUUGUCUACAAUUGGUUGGUGCCAUCAAUGCCCAAUCAAUUAUCUUGGAAAUCCAUGGGAUCAUCUCUGAUAUCUUCCUAUGUGUUAAUUCUCUUUCAAGUUUUACUUGUCGUUUUAUUCCUAGGUCGGCAAAUGUUGUGGCUGAUACUCUCGCUAAGCAUUGCCUUAGUUUGUACGGACAGAACAUUUGAUGAGCUUAUAUAUUAUUGGAUUAGGUCAGUUUUAUUUUGAAGUCAUGUAUGGAGAUGAAUUGAUGCUUUUAACACAUUGUUUGUGUCUGUUUGUAUCUGUUUUGGUUUCUAUACACAUGAUUGUUUGGUUUCUUUGAGAUUUAUGUGUUAAAAUGAUGAGGUUGUGAUAUAGAUUAGGUCAGUUUUAUUUUGAGGUCAUGUAUGGAGAUGAAUUGAUUUCUUUUAACACAUUGUUUGUGUCUGUUUGUGUCUGUUUUAACAAAUUCCUCUUGAAUUG